UCCGGUCUGAAAUCCAUCUGAGAAACAAGACGUAAACAAACAGGACAAGUUGUAUCGUGGUGUUUGUUUCUGAGUCCAGACGGUUACUAAUGGGGCUCGGAUGUGGCUUAAACCCAGUAUUCCCCCUCAGAUUUAUGUGAGGAGUGUCGGUUCAUCAUGGUGAAGUGUGUUGUCUCCGGGUGUCCGAACCGCGUGGUGAACGUUAACUUUAACCGGGGGGUCCUCAACCGACCACCGAAGAGGUUCUUCAGCUUCCCGAAAGACCCAGCGCAGGUCAAGGUAUGGUUGGUGGCGCUGAGGGAGACGGACCAGCAGGACUCGACAGAGUGGCAUUUAAUCUGCGAAGACCACUUCCUGCCAGAGGACAUCUCCACCGAUGGGGUCAAAAGUGGCGCCAUUCCGAUCAUGCCCCCCUGCCCGGACAUGAUGAACCCGCAGGGAGCCGAAUCGUCUGAGGAAGAGGAUAAGGGGGCCACCAGCAGUGAUGAUGACGACAGCGACUACGAUGAUGAUGUAGAUGACAGCGACUACAAUGUUUAUGAUGACGACGACGAUGCAUUAGAAGGUGGAGAUGAUGAUCCACCACAGCAGGAUGCAGGGGCCAAAAAGACUACAGGGGCCAAAAAGACUGGCAUCAGCCUGCCGAGAGAGGCGAUCCAAACCAAGGGAGUCCGCAGACAGGAGGUCUCCCUGGGGCUGCUGACGCGGCGUUUCCUGGGCUUUAUGCAAGCGGCUCCAGGCUGCUUGCUGGACCUCAAUCUUGUGACCACGAGCCUGAAGACCCGCAGGCGACGAGUCUAUGACAUCACCAACAUCCUGGAAGGCAUGCUCCUCAUCAAGAAGAAGUCGGCCAACAAGUACAAAUGGACGGGAAAGGCUCCGAUCUCCAGCUUUCUGCGGACAAACAAACAGAAGUUGGAGACAGAGUUGGAGAACCUGAAGCUUGGGGAGGACAUGCUGGACGACCUCAUCAAAAGCUGUACGCAGCAGUUCUGCGAGAUGAAUGAGGACAAGGAAAACGCUGCGCUUGCCUACUUGACCUACGAGGACGUCAGCCGGUUCAGCGCCUUCCAGGAGCAGACGGUGAUCGUAGUCAAAGCUCUUGCAGAUACCACAUUGGAGGUUCCUGCACCAAAAGAGGACAGCAUCCAGAUCCAUAUAAAGGGGGUUUUGAGUCCCAUCAAGGUGCUGGCAUGUGAUACAGAAAAAGGAGACGUGACGGGAGAGAACAGCGGCUGCUUCUUAACGCUGGAGAAAAGCUGGAUAAAGACACGUUCGCUAUAUUCAGAUUCAGAGUUGGACAACAAGGACCUGAUUCAACCGGAGUGUGACGUGGAGGACAACAGAGUGGAUUACCUCGUCCUGGGUCAAACAGUGAAAAAGUAUGACAGCAUCCAGAUCCAUAUAAAGGGGGUUUUGAGUCCCAUCAAGGUGCUGGCAUGUGAUACAGAAAAAGGAGACGUGACGGGAGAGAACAGCGGCUGCUUCUUAACGCUGGAGAAAAGCUGGAUAAAGACACGUUCGCUAUAUUCAGAUUCAGAGUUGGACAACAAGGACCUGAUUCAACCGGAGUGUGACGUGGAGGACAACAGAGUGGAUUACCUCGUCCUGGGUCAAACAGUGAAAAAUGAAGACAUGGAUGGUGACGAAGGUUACAGGACAGGGCCAUCAACAUCCAUCACCUCUCCCACCUCUCAGUCACAGCAAGGCUGCUCUACUCAACAGAUGUCUGCACCUGUUUCUCAGCCACAGUCUCCAUUUCCUGUGUCGGACUCCAUCCCCCCUCAGCCAGAUGAAGAGGAGGAGGAAGAAGAAGAAGAGGAGGAGGAGGAGGAGUACAUGGAUAUGGAUGAUGAUGAGGAGGAGGAAGAUGAGGAGGAUACGGAUGAUUAUGUUGAGGAUGAAGAAUACACACCGGGGCCAUCAGCAAGGUCACCAUCCCCAAAGAAACGCCGUCUCAGUGAGUCUGCCACUUCGAGAGUGAGAGAGGAGGAAGACUGGGACGAAGAUCGGUGGCAUAACGGAGAAGAGACAGAUAAACAACCGGAUCCACUCAGGUUCACGCCCACCAGGAAGCCUGGCCCCACCUUUGAUACCACCAACUCGUGGUCUCCUCUUUCACUUUUCCAGCUGUUUUUUAGCACCUCUGUUGUCCGCACCAUCAUCACAAACACAAACAUUAAUGCUGCCAAGAGAAAGCUGAACCACCUCCAACACCACCAGCAACCUCCUGCAUGCCUGCAUAUCAUGGAGACGAUGGUACCCAAGCCAGGAGGUACUGCAAGCGAUGUCACGAGGCUGGCAUCAAAAAGAUGA
Molecule: messenger RNA, 2316 nt
Organism: Micropterus dolomieu (smallmouth bass)
Lineage: Eukaryota; Metazoa; Chordata; Actinopteri; Centrarchiformes; Centrarchidae
Exons: 14
Coding region: 157-2316 (719 amino acids)
Biological process (GO): regulation of transcription by RNA polymerase II
Cellular component (GO): RNA polymerase II transcription regulator complex
Molecular function (GO): DNA-binding transcription factor activity, RNA polymerase II-specific; protein dimerization activity; RNA polymerase II cis-regulatory region sequence-specific DNA binding
Source: RefSeq, a predicted model, not a curated record